GAGGUUACAUCCCUGAAAUUUGGUCCUGAGCAGACUCCUUUGACCUGAGGGAGCAUAGAACUUCCCCUGGCAUAUUCCUUGUGCACCCGCGGUAGCUAGGAAUAAAACAAUGAGCGGAUUAAAGCCAAGCCGAAUGAGAUCGGCUUGAACCGAGUGGAUUCGAACCGAGCACUAACCCUGUCACACGUGGGAAAAACGGAACAUUUUCACAAAGAUACCCGCCUAUUUCAACGUCUGAUUGAAACUGGUUUCUGCAUUUUCGGGUGUUGAAUUCGAAAGACAAUCAAUUGUCACAAAACCCUAACCCUAGUUUUUGAUGUUUUUUCUUCUAUACUAAAAGGAACGAACCCUUGUUUUUCUUUUCUGUAUUAUGAAACAGUGAAAAUGGAGAGUGGAGAUGGCUUGAUCUAUGGCUCGACGUAUCCGGAUCCAGCUUACAAGCCUUUGCCUCUGCUUUAUAUGGGAUGCCUUAUGGUAUGGUCGGUUUCUGCAUUUUCAUGGACCUUCAACACUUGGAGAAAGCGCCGUUUUCAGACGAACAAUCUGCAGUGGAUGCUCACAUUGGUACCAUCCAUUAAAGCAAUGCAAUUGGGAUUGUCAUGUCUGUUCUGGUACUCAUGCUUUAGUUUCCAGACAUGCUCUUUAUGGGUAUCUUUCGGGGUAUACAUAACUGGAGUUUUCUUCCAGAUAACAUGUUUGGUGUCAUUCCUUCUCAUUUCUCAUGGUUAUAGUAUCAUGUGUGAACGCCUAUCAGUAUCAGAACAUCGCACUACAGCUACAAUGGCUUGUGUUCUGUAUUUGACACUUGUGGGUUAUAAAGCUGCAUUGCCCUACUUUUCUGUCCUCCUGUUGCUUAACCAUAUUGUAUCAUACUAUGUUAUCUUCCUCCACAUCUACCAGAACCUGUUAGCAUUGCGGGAGCAGUUGAAUUAUAUAGAACAAGAGAACAUGCCAGCUACUCGUGAAGCGGUAUAUAUGAAGUACAAAAUGUUCAAGAACUUUCAAGAUGCGAUGAAGAUAGCAGCCCUUGUGGAAAUUUUGAUUUAUAUUAACACAGGUGGUGCUACAGAUAAUUAUUGGAUCCGACUGUUAAUCCGGGAGUGGUCACAGUUCUGCAUAUUCUUCUAUGUUGGAUGGAUUUUCAGGUCACAGGAAGUUUCACCUGGAUUUCAUGUUGUGCCUACUGUGAAUUCCAAAGGAAGAAAGACAAUACCUACCAUCUACAGCAUAGAAAUGGAUGAGGCGGAUUUCAGUAAUUUGGAUUUCCAUGAAUGGCAAAUCGGGGUGCCGGCUUCCUCCGCAGCCGCUGACAACUCAAGUUGCAAAAGCCAUUUCAUUGUAGUCAAGAACCCUGGUGCUUCAACCAAGGGCAUAUCGGGAAACAUAGCUGCUUCGACCAAGGGCAAUUUAGGAACUCUAGCCAGUUCAAGGUUAACUAGUGUGUCUUGUACAAACUUCUAUACACAAGGAGGUACUGAUGAUGUUUAAUUGAAAAAAUGUUUCUUUUUCUUUUUUUUUCUCCUUUUUUUUUUUCGAUUGGUUCCCAUUUGAGCCUCCUAUAUAUUUAUGUAAUUAUUGGACUUGUUUAUUAUGUAUUAUAUGAAGAAGCCUUGAGCUUCCACAUUCGUGUAUGGCCAA
Molecule: messenger RNA, 1638 nt
Organism: Amborella trichopoda
Lineage: Eukaryota; Viridiplantae; Streptophyta; Magnoliopsida; Amborellales; Amborellaceae
Source: RefSeq, a predicted model, not a curated record